GUAUAAUAUAAUCAUAUGGUUUCAGUAUAAACAAUAGGACUUGUCCAAUUUCCUAGAUUAAUGAAGAAGAAAAACCUAAUGUUUUGUGAUUAAUUAUCUUUCUAUACAUGUUUAAAAUCAAUAAAGUUAAGGAUUGGCUAUAGUAAUGGUAAAAACUUAUGUGAUGAAUAAUAUAAGAAAUAGAUCACUUUAGUUCGCAUAUGACAAAGGGAAGAUAUAAAUAAACAAUACCAAGUGAAUUUAAACUUCACCUCAUUGUACAAGAAAGUGGUUAUCAAGACUCAGUAGCUAAGUGGAUAAUGCGAUGGUGUUCGAAGCGAACGGUGUUGGGUUUGAGUCCCAGAGUAUAUAUCAACUCUGAGAUGAAAGUACAUGACGAGUUGAAAAUAGGACGAAAUGCGUGUCUUAGUUUCCACUGUUAGCCAGCAUCCAUCUUUGCUUAUAACUUAGGGGUAUAUCGAGGGAAUCCACACAGGAUGCACUUAUGCCAAUAACAGACUGAUAAAUUGUAGUCCUAAAUAACAAUGGGAAGUUCCAAGUAAACAACACCAAGUGAAUUUAAACCAUAUUAUUAAUUUUCUCAUUGACAUUAAGGGAUGUUAUUGAUUCAUAUCUUUUGAUAUCUGUGAGUUCAGUGCACAUUGCCUUGAUAAAACCACAAGUCAUAAGUGUUUUAAGGAGAUAUGGACAGUAACUAGCAGUAUAAUUCUGGACGUCUGAUUUAUUCUAUUUAGGACUCCUCAUUUCGAUCUACUGACAUCAACUUCGAGUUGAAGAUACGUUCAAUUAAUAUGUCCCAAACUGAAUGAAACGGAUGUCCUAGAUUCCAUUGCUACUCACCGUCUAUCUCUGCUUACAAAAAUGCACUAAUUAUUUUCAAUUUGCCUUUCCUUUAAAAAUUAGUUUUGUAGAAACUUUUCGAGACUAAUGAAACUAUUUAUAAAAGAUCUUUUCGAAUAAUUUCUAUUUGGAAUGCAUUUUCAACUGUAAAAAAUUACUACAAUUUUUCAUCAGUGUGGGGUUGUGGAGAUUAUUAAGAUCAUGAACGGAUUGAUGUUAGACCACCAGUGAAAAUCUGGAGGCACUGGAUGGCCGUUCCGUUCUAUUAUGGGACUCCUGAGCAGUGCGUAUCCAUGAUCCCGCUCGCGUGAUUCGAAUCCAGAGCCUUUGGUCUCGCGCGCAAACGCUUAACCUCUAGACCAUUGAGCCGGCAUCGAACGGUGCUAGUGUCUAACCUCAGUCAAUCAACGAAAUUGCUCUACCAUCUUCCAUUGUACUGAGGUAGAUACCUGUAUCUACACGACAUGGAUUAGCUCUACUGGUCAUAAUUAGUGCUGAGAAUUGUUUACUUAAAACAACAUUUAUACUCUAAGAUGAAUCUUCUUCUUACUUCUAAACUUGUAAUCAUGACUAGCACUGAGAUAGAUUUCUUAGAAUCAGAAAUAUGACAAUAAAUCAUUAAUACUAAUAAACAAGAAUUGGGGCAUUUCACAAAAUAGAUUGAAGCUAAACAUUGAACUCAUUAAACAACAAGUCGCUCCUGAAUUAUUUGGGUUCAUGAAUAUUAAUUAUUGAUUGGCUACAAAAAAAUAGGAUCAACACAAUUAAUCAGUAUUCCCCCUAGUAUUCAGUAAUCAACUAUUUGAUAUUGGUAUAAGAUUGAUAAAUCAUUUUGUGACUCUCUAAGAACAUCAUUUGCCUCAUUUCGGUCGACCGGGCAUUAUCCCAUCUUUUGCACAAAUCGAAUGAUUUGUAUAGCUUAUAUCUAUUUGGUGCUUCCUUGUAUUAAUGAGAAGUCCCACAAUGGGACGAAACGGCCAUCCAGUUCUUCUAGGUUUUCCAUAGUGGUCUUUCUUUAAUUGACUCAUGAUUUCAAUCAUUGUAAUGUUGAUGUGUUUGAAUUAAGGAGAAAACUAUGAAUAAAUAUUGAAUAAGUCCUGAUUAGGAUCAUUUUCUGUUGGAUGAAUCCACUAAAAAAACUUUAAUCUUAGACAGUUUAUUGAAUAUAACAUAAGUUAAUCAUUAUGGAUCAUUAUUAAUUAAAAGUUAGACACUGUCUAUUGUUUAUAAACAGAUCAUAUAAAGUUUACGAGGUCAAGUCAUAUGGUUCACGAUUAGAGUUAAUGAUCAAGAUAUUUUAAUCUAGUUUGAUUUUUAUUUUGUUUUUAAAACAAACAACGAAGUCUGAUAGAAUGGUUUUUUCUCUUUACUUUACAUUUACUUACUCCUGUUACUCCUCGUAAAGGAGCACAAGUCACCCACCAGAAUUCUCCAUACAACUCUGUACUGGACAAUACUUUCCAGUUAUUUUCAGUGGCUAUACAUCCUUUUCAUAUCUACUUCUAUUUACAGACCUAAUGUGUUGUUUGACCUUCCUCUUUUCCAUUUCCCCUUCAGAAUUAUAACUAAAGCUUUGCCUUGUGAUACAGUUUGAUGAUUUCCUCAAUGUAUGUCCUAUCCACUUCCAACGCCUUUUCCUUAUUUCCUCUUCAACUGGAAGCUGGUUUAUCUUCUCCCAUAAAAGUCGGUUGCUGAUAAUGAGUAUCUUGCGUAAACAACUAUUAAGAAAUACUUGUGCCUUCUUGAUGAUUGUUGUAGAAGUUCUCCAAGUUUCAGCUGCGUAGAGUAGGACUGUCUUCCUGUUCGUAUUGAAAAUUGUGACUAUGAUAUUGGUUGACAGACAGUUGUUUUGAGUUCCAGAUAUUCUUCAAUUGUAGGAAUGAGGUUCUUGCUUUGCCAAUCGUCGCCUUUACGUCUGCAUCUAAUCCUUUUUGUUCAUCAAUGAUGCUUCCCAGGUAUGUGAAGGAUUCUAUAUCUUCCAAAGUUUCUUCAUCAAGUAUGAUUGGCUUGAUGUUCACCGUGUUGUAUUUGAGGAUCUUGCCAGAAUGGUACAUGAUCAGAAAUAUUUGAUUUUAAGCAGUUCAAGAAGAUUUUCAUUUCAUGGAUUAACUUUAGUUUGACAACCUUUGAAAAUCUAAAAAUUAUUAGAUAACUAUUUUGUUCGCUUCAGCAAUGCAUAUGGACGACCCCAUAGGUGAUCGAUUCCAGAACCAUCAAGUCAUGUAGAUAAUGUUUAGAAGACAUAUGUUAGAAUAAAAUGGCCCUCAAGAGCUACCUAAUUUUUGCAGGUUAUCUAACUAAAAGUCAUUCAGUGAUAUGAAACGUCAAAUCCAACACCGCAUAACAACUACUCAAGAGAAGCUUAGUUUUAAAGUUAGAAUUCAUCUUUUCGAAGAAUCAAUAUAAAUAAGUCAUUAAUUUUCAAUCAUAACUGUUUUUAGGCAUUUUGUUUGCGCAUUCUGGAAUCACCAAGUACUAAUAUCAAAGCAUAGGUACUAAAUAACUUUGAUUCAUUUGGUUAGGGUUUGUGUUACUAUGAUGAUUAGAAGUAUUUGAAUUAUAGUAUGAACUAAGAAUCCCAGAAAUAACGUAAUCAAAUCAAGAAGUACUAGAUAAGCACAAACGAAUGUACUGUAUUUAGAAUUCGAAAUCAAGCAUUCAACAAGUACAAAGGAAUCAUUAGUUCAUUGAAACACUACAGUUACACAACGAUAUCCUAAAAAAUGAUAUCUUCUGAAAGAAAGAUUAACUGCAGUGGAACCAAAACAUGAUAUCAGUCAAUAAAGUCAUCAAACGUUGGACUUUUAAGUUGUGUCAAAAGAGGAGAAUACUUUGUUUAUGUUUGUAAGAUAAUCAUAGUCCCUAUUUCUAAACCUAUAGUCUGUAUUAUCCCAAGUGUAUUCAGUACUGAUGUUCCACACUGAGACUUGAUCAAUAGAAUUCGAUCAGUAAUAAUUGAUUAGAUAAAAGCAACAAUGAUUAUUAGUCAGUGAUCAAUCAAUGGUAGACUUAAUUAUUCUUGUUUUGUUCCCUAUCAAGAUUAUGCACACUCAAUAAUGAGUAAUUCUAUACUAAGAAUGGAAUCACCGUAAUUGAGGUUGGCCUGUGAAGAAUACUCCCUACCAAUUAAAAUAAUCUCAGUAAUCUUCAUUAAGAUUCCCAUAACAAUAAUGAUAAUAAUGAUCAAGAUAUUAAAGAAGAUCUUUUGAAAAAUGUCAAAAUACAAGUAAAAAUGCUUAUGGAAGAAGCUGUCAUCCGUGGUUAUGUUCAUGAUGAUAGUGAAACAAUCGGUAAACUGUGUUUCGUCCUGAUACAUUCUUUCAAAAUUUUUGGAUUCGUGUUGGUAUCUAUGAAAAAGUAUUAGAUAAAAUUGUCAAAUUUUUAGCUGAUAAUACAUUACAAUAUUACGAACCAUAUUCUGUUAUUGCGGAUCCAUGUUAUGGGCAAUUGAUUAGUGAUCUAUUGCGUGGUCCAUGUACCAUUGAUUAUUCACAUACACGUACAACAGAUCAUCUAUAUACAGAUCCAUCAAUUUCUGAAUUAAUACAACGUCGUGGUAUUUAUAGUAGUUUAAUGUCUAAACAAUUAACUUAUAUACCACCAAUUAGUAGUCAACAAUUAUUAAAUCAAUCCAUUCAACAAUCUAAUGUCAUUGAUAUCAUCGAUAGAAAAAAUAAUGAUCAAUCUUAUUUAUCGAAAUAUACUUCAGAAGAACUAUUCAAUGAAAAUUCUUCAAUAGAUGAAGAUGGUUAUAAUGAUAAUGGAAAUAUGAAUGAUCAUUCAAGUAUAUCGAAUGAUACUCCUCCUUCACGUCCUCCCUCUACUGCUACUACUACUACUACUAAUGAUAAUAAUAAUCGAAGAUUAUUCAACAGUCAUAAAAUCGAUAAUCGUAUUGACCAUGUAAAUCAUUCUUCUAGUCAAUCCAAUUGGAUGUGUAAACGUGGCAGUUCUCCACUUAUUAAUAUAAGUGAUAUGCCAACUAAUCGGACAGUAAGAACUGGUUCAUGUGCAUUUCUGCCACAAAUGAAUGAAUUUAAUUCAACUAAAUCAAGUCGUAACUUUAAAUCAAAUAAACAUAUUGCUUUAGCUGCAAAAGAACAUGUGGAAUCAAUGCAUCAAAGUUUACGAACACGUUUAUUAUAUGGAAAGAAUAAUGUACUAAUGCAACCGUCCAAUUCAUCAAAUCCAAUACCUGGUUAUUUAUCUUUAAUCGAUGGUGAAUGUGGUAAAUUGAUUGUACUUAAAUGGACACCAAAUUCAGCUGUAACUACUCCACAAAUGAAUAAUCAUAAUGAAGAAUUUUGUUUCUCUAAUGAUUCAAUACUGGAUUCAAGACUUGAUUUAGAUGAUUUAAAUGAAAAAGAAGCUUAUUGGGGUUAUGCAAUUAAAAUCAAAAUAUCUGAUGUUGUUUAUGGACAUUUACAUGAAUUUAAUAAUCAAUAUAUACUAACAUUCAUUCGAAAUGAUGGAAUCCAAUUAGCUCCAUUUCAUUUUUAUGCUCAAAGUCAUGUUCUUACAUUUUUAAAUUGUUUAGAACAAGGUUUAAAACAACGUGGUGGUUAUUUGAAUCCAUCUUCUGAAUUGGAUACAUCUACAUCAGUCACAUCAGAAUAUUCCAUGAAAUCUUAUCGUCCAUCAAUGCCAUUCAUUUUCGGUAAUCGUAAUUCAUUAUCACCUCCUCUAUCAACAUCAAUAACAAACAAUGAUACUAAGACAAAUUCAUCCAUAACAUCAUCUCAAAACUAUCCAUCUACACUUUACAAUAAACCUUCUAAAUUAAAUCAAUCAUUAUCAUUAACAAGUUCAAAACUGAGACAACGUAUCUAUAUGAAUAUUUUAAAAGCAUUUAAUCAUACAGAUAAUAUGAGUAAUGAUGAGGAAUUACAAGCACCAUAUUCAUCACCUUCUAUUUGUAUACCAGAGGAAAAAUGUCCUAUUCAACAUGUUUAUAUGAUUGUAUCUAAAACUAGAGAUAGUCAUGCAAUGGGAAUAAUGAAUAAUAUCAAUACAUCAUCUAUAUUAUCGAAACGACUCACUUUAGAUGGUAUUUCAGAAGAAACUAUCAAUGAAUCAGAUGAUAUUAUUGGACAGUCAAACAAUCAACUAUCUAUACAUAGAGAUGUAUUCAAGAAGUUACGUAAUAAAAUAUUAUCACAUGUAUUUCAUAAAUGGUACAAUCAUUUUAAUAAACUACGUACAGUCCGUAAAAAGUUAGCUGAUCUUGUAUCACCUAAUUUUUUAACAGUUGAUUCACCAACAAAUGCUGAAGAAGGUGUCACUGUAGAAUUUUGGAAUCAAUUAAUGACAAAUUCUAUUCCACAAAUCCCAUUCAGUGAACUUUGUCGUUAUAUUUAUUUUGGUAAUUGUGAUCCAACAAUUAGAAAUGAGGUAUGGCCAUAUUUAUUGGGUUUAUAUACAUGGAACUCAACUAGUGAACAACUGAAUGCAGUCAAUAUACAACAAAAAGAGAUUUAUACAAAUGCUUUAAAUACAUGGAAUCGUGUUGUACAGUAUUUAAAACAGGAUGUUCGAUAUGCUAAUUUCGUAGCGAUUGUUCCACCUAAUAAUGAUUCAACUGAAUUUAAGGAGUGUUUAGAUCAUUCAAAAUCACUUGCUGAUAAUGAAUUAUCAAUGAACUCAACAAAACAACCAAAUGAUAUAAACAAUGUAGAACUAGAGAAUAAUGUAAAUGAUGAUAAUGGUUUACAUGAUAAUCGUUCUUCAACAGCAACACUUCCUAAUGAAAUAUCUACUUCUAAAUUAUCAAAUCUUUCGACUGAUUCACAAUUGUUUAUCAACAAUACACUUCAAGAUCAAUGUGAAUUUUCGCCAAAUACAUUAGAAAUAUUUGCUGAUAAUUUAUAUAGAAUUGAUAAAGAUGUUACAAGAUGUGAUCGAAAUCAUACAUUCUUUAUGACACCAAAAAAAGGUUCCAAAUCUUCACAUCCUAACAUAACUGAAUUAAGUUCUAAUUUAAUUAAAUUACGUAAUAUUAUAUCAACAUGGGUUUGGUUACAUCUUGAUAUUGGUUAUAUACAAGGAAUGUGUGAUUUAUUAGCGCCCAUUUUAAUUAUUAUUGAAGAUGAAAUUAAAACAUUUGCAUGUUUUAAUUGUUUAAUGAAAUGGAUGUUACCUAACUUUCCACUUAUAAAAAAUUCUUUAUCUCAAUCAUCUAAUUCAAUUAAAUUAUCACCAUCUGAAACUCAUUUGUUACUAACGCCAUCAUCAUCAUCAUCGUCGUCGUCGAAGUCGACGUCAUCAUCAAUGUCGACUAAUCAUAUAGAGAAAACAAUCAAUAAUAAUGAUAAUAAUGAUUGUACAAUUACACGUACAACUUUAUUACAAAUGGCUGUAAAAGCAGCUCGUCGUCGUACUACAACAAUGUAUAGUAAAGAUAAUACUAUAGAUAGUAUUACUAGUAGUAAUAAUAAUCACUCAAAACAACUUCAUUAUGAUAAUAAUACAUUGCGUUGUACAAAUAAACUCAAAGAAACACCAUCAUUAUCAUCCACAACAUCGUCGGCAGCAUCAUCAUCAUCAUCUUCGACAUCGUUAGAGAGAAUCACUGAUAAAACAAUUGAACAAUCAUAUCAUCAUCAAAAUACAAAUAUAAUCAUUUCACCAUAUGAUAAACUAUUAUUGAACUCUUCUGAAUUAUCAGUACCAUGUAUGGAUAUAAGAUUUUCUUUUCUUCAAUCAUUAAUAGAAAUCUUUGAUCCAGAAAUGAAUAAUCAUUUAGCUCAAAAAGUACCAGAAGGACAGUUAUUGUUUUCAUAUCGUUGGCUAUUAUUAGACUUUAAACGAGAAUUACAAUAUGAUGAUAUCUUCCCUGUAUGGGAAACAAUAUGGGCAUCACGUCGUAUAGUAACAUAUGAUUUUGGUAUAUUUUUUGCAUUGGCAUUACUUGAAUAUUAUCGUGAUAUUUUAAUUUAUUAUAAUAUGGAUAUAACAGAAAUUAUUCGAUUUUAUAAUGAAUUAACCGAACAACAUGACUGUGUUACACUACUAGAAUUGGCACGUAGUUUUGUCUUCCAACUACAACAUUUAAUGGUAGACAGGUGAACUUUUGUUCUAGAAAGAAAGAUCUGUUCAAAUCAUUGAUUUUAUGAUCUUUAUUUUAUUGGUUUAUUUGUCCAGAGGUUGUUUUUGUUUUUUGAUUUCAUUUCAAAGAUGAUUGUAAUUUCAUUGUAUAACUAACUACACUUUGUAAAAAUCUAUACAAUAAUAAAACUUACUUACUUAUGUCUGUUACCCAUUGUGGAGGAAAACAGGCCGCUCAAUAAUAUUCUCUAUCUAAAUCUGUCCUGGAAAAUCUUUUUUAGUUCUUUCCAGUUGUUAUUCAUCAUUACGACGUCCGCUUCUAAUUCACAACGUUAUGGGUUCUUCGACCUUCGUUCUUUUUUCAUUUCUCUUCAAGAUUCCAAGUUAGUACUUACCUCGUAAUAUAGUUUGAUGAUUUCCAAUGCCCUUUUCUUAAGUUCUUCUUCAACUGGAAGCUAGUUUUGUUCUCUCCUACUGGAGGCAAAACAAACGGAACUAAUAAUGUGUAUUUGUAUUACAAAAUUUAAUUAAUCCAAAAGAACUGUGAUAUUUCUAAAUGUUGCUUUUCUAAAGAGUCAUUUCCUGCCUUUUCUUUUUGAGAAACGUCUUGUCAUUAUUAUUAACAGUAUCAUUAUGUUUGUAAUAUAAGUUCUUAUAUGGAUAUAUAAAAGCAUUUGAGAAAUGUCAAAGGUAAAUCUAAUGUAAUGUCAUGUUAUUCAUUGCUCAAUUAUCUUAUUAUUUGGGUAACUAUAAUUAUAUACUUUGUACAAUUUAUUUUCUUACUUCAUAUAACUAACAAUAGAUAUGGACAUACUAUUUGUUGAUAAACAUGGG
Schistosoma haematobium is the source of this 8718-nucleotide messenger RNA. Its product is annotated as Small G protein signaling modulator 2. The transcript has 22 exons. Gene Ontology annotation, biological process: activation of GTPase activity. Bases 4414 to 7905 code for a protein of 1163 amino acids. The record is from RefSeq and is a predicted model, not a curated record. NCBI's taxonomy places the organism in Eukaryota, Metazoa, Platyhelminthes, Trematoda, Strigeidida, Schistosomatidae. Gene Ontology annotation, molecular function: GTPase activator activity.